Molecule: messenger RNA, 1623 nt
Organism: Arctia plantaginis
Lineage: Eukaryota; Metazoa; Arthropoda; Insecta; Lepidoptera; Erebidae
Source: the annotation of a GenBank genome assembly
AUGAGGACGCAAGCAGCAUUGCUAAUAGCAGCGGCCGCGCUGAUGGUGCGCGCCGACCGCUACCACCCUGCGGACCGGGCGGGACGCGCCGCCGCCGCCAACCUUGCAGAGACCGACCCCAUGUUCUGGGUGAACCAUGCGCAAGCAGCUAUCACAGAGAACAGCCAACGCACUGUUCCGACAAACAAGGCGCGCAACGUCGUUAUGUUCCUGGGUGACGGCAUGUCCAUACCGACCAUCACUGCCGCUCGUAUUCUGUUCGGACAGCGAAAACAUGCCACCGGUGAGGAGUCGCAGAUGUCUUUCGAGACCUUUCCCUCAACCGGCUUGGUGAAGACAUACUGCGUCAACAGCCAAAUCCCAGACUCCGCAUGCACAGCCACUUCAUACCUGUGUGGGGUCAAAACGAACCAUGGCAUGUUGGGCAUAAACGCUGCUGUGCCGCGUCGCGACUGCCUCGGAGGCAGGAAUACAGCCAACCAAGUGGAGUCUAUCGCUGAAUGGGCGCUUGCGGACGGGCGAGAUGCCGGUAUCGUGACGACAACCCGCGUGACGCACGCCUCCCCGGCGGGCACCUUCGCCAAGAGCGCGGACCGCAAUUGGGAGACCGACGCGGACGUGGAGGCGGCCAACUACAACACCACCGCGUGCCCCGACAUAGCGCAUCAGCUCAUACACAUGCACCCUGGGAAUCGAUUCAAGGUAAUUUUAGGUGGCGGCAGGCGUGUGUUUUUGCCUACAAAUGUGACUGACCAGGAAGGAGUAGCAGGCCGUCGGACGGAUGGACGUAAUCUGAUAGAAGAGUGGGUACAGGACAAAGUGGAUCGCGAGGUCUCUCACAACUUUAUCUGGAAUCGUGAAGAACUUCUAAAUAUCAGUAACAACUUGCCCGAGUACUUGUUAGGCCUAUUCGAGAGCAGCCACCUAAUGUAUAACCUUGAGGCAAAUAAUGAGACCGAACCAACACUUGCGGAACUUACGGAGACUGCCAUCAAAAUGUUGAGUCGCAAUGAGAAGGGAUUUUUCCUGUUUGUCGAGGGUGGUCGCAUCGACCACGCUCAUCACGACAACUAUGCGCAUUUGGCGCUCGAUGAGACUUUGGAGAUGGAAAAGGCCGUUUCUGUAGCUAUAAAGAUGUUAUCCGAAGAGGACUCACUGGUAGUAGUGACCGCGGACCACGCGCACGUCAUGGCCUUCAACGGGUACUCUCCUCGUGGCCACGAUAUCCUAGGUCCCUCGAAUGAUGUCGACGAAGACGAUGUACCAUACAUGACACUGUCAUAUACUAACGGACCAGGUUUUCGUCCCCAUGUAAACAGAACCCGACCUGACGUCACCGCAGAACCCACCUUCAACACAUUGAGGUGGCGUUCGCAUGUAGACGUGCCUUUGGACUCCGAAACACACGGAGGAGAUGACGUGGCCGUAUUUGCGUGGGGAUCUCACCACUCCCUGUUCGUGGGAGCGUACGAGCAGUCCCAUAUCCCGCACCGCAUGGCAUACGCAGCGUGUAUCGGCCCUGGCCAGCACGCGUGUAAUGGCGCCGCCCACAUCGGUCACUCACCGCUCGUGCUCGCUCUUUUGACCGCCGUAGUUGCGACAUGGUCUGUCCGCCAAACGUAG